This is a messenger RNA of Effrenium voratum, 1817 nucleotides long. Lineage: Eukaryota; Dinophyceae; Suessiales; Symbiodiniaceae. The record is from the annotation of a GenBank genome assembly.
UCCGGGGUGCCGCACUGGACAAUUCUUUGAUUUCUUGCGCCAGCCAUGGGGUCAUCCUCGAGCUGUUGCGAGAAGAGCGGUCGCUUGGAUGCAGCUGCGGAGACGGUGGCUGCGCCGAAAGCAGCUGAAAAGGAGAAGGAGCCCGAGUGCUGCCACAAAGCGACUGAAAUGGACGUAGCUCCAAUGUGGAGUGCAGACUUGGAGGGCCUUCAGCUCGAUCACCUCAAGGUGCACUCUGAUUUGGUGCGCGGCAUUUCUUUGGCGAACGCCUUGGGGUCCCGCCGUCUCUGGCACACCUCCCCUGCUGACCUCACGCUCUCAGAGAGGGAGGGCCUUUGGGGCCGCUCUGCCAAGGUUGAGUCAUUCGACCUGUUCUUUUCGCACACCUGGAGAACCUGGGGCGGAUGGAAAGUCCUGACGCUCUCCUUUCACUUCGGUUGGAAAUGGAUGCUGGUCCUGUGGUUGCUGGCAGUGGGGAUAUCCGGGCUGCUUUCAGCAGCGGGUCUUUUGCCAGCGCCAAUCUCAUACACGCCCGGUGAGAUACUUUCCUUCCAGGCAAAUGCCGACUUCUUCCCGUGGAUCUUCCUGUCGAUUGCGUGCAUCAUGGCAUUGAGCUUUGCCGCGUUGCCAUACAUACUGGCCGUCAGCCCUAAGCCGACGAUGUGCUUUCUCGACGUGGUGAGCAUUCAUCAGACGGAUGACCACAUGAUGAGGAAGGGGAUCUAUGGAUUGGGUGGUUUCUUGUCUGUUGCAAAAGAGCUUCAUGUUCUUUGGAGCACACCUUACUUGUCACGAUUGUGGUGCAUCUUUGAGUUGGCGGCAUUUAGAAAAGCCAAUCCUUCCGGGGUGAUAGUCUUGAACCCGCUCUUCACGGCUAUUCAGACUGCCAUUUGGAUGGUGGUUUUCUUUGUGGCGACUGGCAUCUACAUCUGCUGCCUUCUCCUCAGCCAGGGUGCGCUACCUCUUGUAGGCAUUGUGUCGCUCCUUCUGUUGCCAUCUUUUCAUUCCACCCGGAAACACAUGCGGGAAAGACACGCCUUGAUCUCACAGUUGAAGAACUUCGAUGUGCAGUCAGCUGGUUGCCGUUUGGAGAAAGACAGGGAGUUCAUCUUGUCCGCCAUCCAAAGCUGGUAUGGUAGCCUUGACGCCUUUAAUGAGCACGUCCGGGGCCCUUUGCGUGAGGAGUUGUUGAAGGACUCCAAGACUGAACUGCCACUCGGCUAUGCCUUGCUGGUUUCUUCCGCACCUUCGGCCGUCCCGUUGGAUAUUUUCACUGUGCUAGUGAGGGCAGGAGCUCCUGCCGAGGUGGUGUUGUGCCAGCUGUUUGUUUGUAUGGUGCACGUCUUCUGGCUAGCGCUGGUCUUGAAUGUUGCCUGGCGUUUGUGUGCACGCUUUGCAGCUCGAUCCUGGAAGGGGUUGGACUACGUGGUGACCAUGCUGAUCUACGGAGUAGUCGUCCUUUGUUAUAUUCUUGGGCUGGCUGCCGUGCGGCGCGCGCGCAGUCGAAGUCUUCUCGCCACGCUGGCCUGUGCUGUUGCUUCCUUGUCGCUUGCACUGGCUGUUUAUGGCAAAUGCCGUUGCAGAGCUGCCCGCUUGGAUGCUGCACUCGAGGCGUAAUCCAGGUUCAGAACACAUGGCCUUGUUCCCAUGGAUGGCUUCAGGUAAAUGAAAACCCUGCGAUGCCAGGGCUUUCCAUCGGACCGGGGCAAUGCUCAGGUCUCUUGAAGGGGCCAGAUGUGGAGCCUCGAUUUUUCAUGGUGGAUCUCGGUUGGCUGCGCAGAAUCGCUCUGUAAGAGCUACUAGUGCUGAAUGGGCGG